Messenger RNA from Toxotes jaculatrix (banded archerfish), 2220 nucleotides. Its product is annotated as sodium-dependent neutral amino acid transporter SLC6A17-like. Bases 1 to 2220 code for a protein of 739 amino acids. The record is from RefSeq and is a predicted model, not a curated record. The transcript has 11 exons. Gene Ontology annotation, cellular component: synaptic vesicle; plasma membrane. Lineage: Eukaryota; Metazoa; Chordata; Actinopteri; Toxotidae. Gene Ontology annotation, biological process: glycine transport; alanine transport; sodium ion transmembrane transport.
AUGCCUAAGAACAGCAAGGUGACACAGCGCGAGCAGAGCCAUGAGCACGUCACAGAGUCGGUGGCUGACCUGCUCGCACACGAGGAGCCGCUCGACUACAAGAGCAGCUCCCUGAACGUUGGAGGGGCCGCUGGGAAGAAAGUCCCACAGAUAGAGGUGCCCGAAAACGAUGGACGCCCUGCCUGGAACAGCAAACUCCAGUACAUCCUGGCCCAGGUGGGCUUCUCCGUGGGCCUGGGCAACGUAUGGCGCUUCCCUUACCUGUGCCAAAAGAAUGGAGGAGGUGCCUAUCUGGUUCCCUAUUUCAUCCUCCUCCUCAUUAUUGGGAUCCCGCUCUUCUUCUUGGAGCUGGCGGUGGGUCAGAAGAUCCGACGUGGGAGCAUCGGGGUGUGGAACUACGUCUGUCCCCGUCUGGGGGGGAUAGGGGCGUCAAGUCUGAUGGUAUGUGGCUUUGUGGGUCUCUACUACAAUGUGAUCAUUGGUUGGAGCAUCUUCUACUUUUUCCAGUCCUUUCAGUAUCCUCUGCCAUGGAGCGACUGCCCAAUCAGAAAGAAUGGGACACUUGCUAUUGUGGAGCCAGAGUGUGACAAAAGCUCGGCUACGACUUAUUUCUGGUACCGUCAGACUCUGAACACGACCAGCACCAUCGCAGAGAGCGGCGGCCUCAACGUCAAGAUGACCCUGUCGCUGUUCGUGGCCUGGAUCAUAGUCUGUCUCGCCGUCAUUAAAGGCAUUGCCUCCUCUGGGAAGGUGAUGUACUUCAGCUCUCUCUUCCCCUAUGUGGUGCUCUUCUGUUUCCUGGUCAGGGGGUUAAUGUUGAAGGGAUCGGUGGAUGGUAUCGCUCACAUGUUCACUCCCAAGCUGGAGAAGAUGUUGGAGCCCCAGGUGUGGAGGGAGGCAGCCACACAGGUUUUCUUCGCCCUGGGUCUGGGCUUUGGAGGAGUCAUAGCUUUCUCCAGUUACAAUAAAAUAGACAACAACUGUCACUUUGACGCUGUGCUCGUUUCUUUCAUCAACUUCUUCACCUCCAUUCUGGCCACGCUGGUGGUAUUCGCUGUGCUGGGCUUCAAGGCCAACAUCAUGAAUGAAAAGUGUGUUGUCGAGAAUGCAGAGAAGAUCCUGGGAUAUCUCAACUCAAACGUCCUGAGUCACGAUCUCAUCCCUCCACAUGUGAACUUCUCCCAUCUCUCCACAUCCGACUAUGCUGAGAUGUACGGGGUCAUCAAGACGGUCAAAGAGGGCAGCUUCGCCCAGCUGGGUCUGGACCCUUGUGUCCUGGAGGACGAGCUCAACAAGGCUGUCCAGGGCACCGGCCUGGCUUUCAUCGCCUUCACAGAAGCUAUGACCCAUUUCCCAGCGUCUCCGUUCUGGUCUGUCAUGUUCUUCUUCAUGCUGAUUAACCUCGGUUUGGGCAGCAUGAUCGGCACCAUGACCGGCAUCACCACACCUGUCCUCGACACCUACAAAGUCCAGAAGGAGCUUUUCACAGUGUGUUGCUGCAUCGUGGCCUUCCUGUGUGGCCUGUUGUUCGUUCAGCGCUCAGGGAAUUACUUUGUCACCAUGUUUGAUGAUUAUUCUGCUGGUCUACCUCUCACUGUAGUGGUCAUCCUGGAAAAUCUGUCUGUCGCUUGGAUUUACGGCACUAAAAGGUUCAUGCAGGACCUGGAGGACAUGUUGGGUUUCCGACCGUGCAUGAUCUAUUUCUACUUGUGGAAGUACGUGUCCCCUCUCUGUCUCAUCGUUCUCAUCUCAGCCAGUGUAAUAGAGAUGGCCAUCAGCCCACCAGGAUACAACGCCUGGGUCCAAGAGCUGGCUCAGGAACGCUUCCAGAGCUACCCUCCAUGGGCACUAGCCAUGUGCUUUGCUCUCAUCGCGGUGGCCAUGCUUCCUCUCCCUAUCGUCUUUAUCGCCCGUCACUUCAACCUGAUCUCAGACGGUUCCAACAAGCUGUCUGUCUCCUACCGUAAAACCAUGAUGAAGGACAUGUCCAACCUGGAGGAGCAGGACGAGGCCAGAUUCAUCCUGGGCGCCAAGCCCGGUGAGGUGCCGUCAUCCGUGGCAGGACGCAAAGCUUACCUCACUCCUGGAGGGAACAAGCCCCUCGACCCCAACUCCCUGUCUCCGAAAAGCUGCUACGGUACAGGUUACCAAAACGCUGCCAUCAGCCCCACCACGCCAACAACACCGACCACGCCUAUCACACCAGAGUCUGACUCCUGA